AUGGCUAAUCCAACAAUCUACUUUUUGAUCACUUUUGCGGGUUUUGUCGCCUUGGAAGCGCCAGAGAAAGAAAUCGUCAAAAUUGGGCUUGUUUAUCAAGGCUACACAAAGUCAAAGACUUAUGAAAAAACUUUUCGCACCGUCAUUCAACAAAUUGGAGACACAGCAAAAAGCUCAACGAUGCGAAAAGUGGGAGCAAAGUAUGUGUUUGCUCCAGUCGACUGUACGGUACCCCGAGGAAUGUUUUAUGUCUCUCAUGUUCUUCACUGUCUCUGUGAUGUUUUUGUCAAGGAAAAAGUUGCUGUGAUAAUUUUCAUCACUUCUACCGAGGAAUUUGAUAGCUCCACAGCCGCCGCUCAGUAUUUUCUCACAAUGGCUUCUCACACGGGCAUUCCGAUCAUUGCAUUUAAUGCUGACAACUCUGGCUUUACAUUUAUUAAGAACUUGACGCCGUAUCGAAUUUUACAAUUUGCUCCACCAAUCGAACACCAGAUUCAAGCAAUGCUCGCUUUAUUGAAUCGAUACAAUUGGAGCAAAUUUGGCGUCGUAGCUAGCAAUAUGGCUGGAAGCAAUGAGUUCAUCGAAAGUGUCUACAGCGAAGUUCGCAAAGAAAAUCAAGGUCGACAAGGAAUUCCUCUUGAGUUGAUUUUUGAUUCUGUUGUUGAUACGUUGAAUGCUAGCCAUGUUCAUUCACAAAUGGCUGAGCUGAGAAAAUCUCAAGCAAAAAUUGUACUCCUUUACAGUACUGGGGCACAAGCUAAAGUCAUAUUUGAGAAAGCUGAGAGUUUCGGUCUACUUUCUGAAAAAUAUCUCUGGAUAGGAACUCAAUCUGUUAAAGGAAUGUUUGACACUUUCACUCCGCCAGUUCAACCAGGAAUGCUGAGUAUCAACUUUUACACGAAAGCCGAUUUGAUUGCGAACUCUGAUGACGUGGUGGCUUUGAAUAUUGGAAUGGCUCCAAAACUAUUUGCACAAUCGUUGGUUGGAUUGAACGACUCGGCAGAGAUUUCUCUUCAAUCUGAUGCUUCAUGCAAAGCAAAUGAGGGAUCAGCCAGCUGGAAGAAUGGAGCUUAUCUUUACGAAGCUAUGAAGAAUUCAUCGGUCAAGGGCUAUCCAUAUCCACAAAAAGACAGUCAAUCGGCGUUUGUUUUCAAAUUCGAUAAAUAUGGAAAGCUGAAAAACUCGUUGCUCACGAUCUCAAAUCUUCGACUAAAAACCAAAGAUCGACAGAUUUAUUUUUGGGAAAAGGUUGGAGAGUUCUACAAUGGAGAGUUGAGAAUGCAGGAUGUACAGUGGCCGGGAGGGAAAGCCAAUCCACCACAAGGAUCAACAGACAAAUUUCAUGUUAAGGUUGUGACACUUCAUGAGCCCCCAUUCAUCACCGUUUCUGAGCUCGAUCCGGACACAGGACUUUGUCCAGGAAAUCAAGGCUCAUUAUGUGAUUGGGGAAAAGAGGAGAUCGACAUUGAAGGAAAUAGAAAAAAUCGAACAUUGACUAAAUGCUGCUCGGGGUAUUGUGUGGAUUUGUUGAACAAGCUGGCCAACGACAUCGGUUUCACAUACACUCUCUACAAAGUUCGGGAUGAAAAAUGGGGACUUAAAACAGAAAAGGGUUGGAAUGGUUUGAUCGCCGAUCUGAUCAAUCAUAAAGCUGAUAUGUGUGUUACAUCUUUGAAAUUGAACUCAGAAAGAGCAAAAGAUAUCGAUUUUUCGAUUCCAUUCCUUGACACCGGAAUCUCGAUCAUUGUCAAAAUACGCAGUGGAGUGCUUAGUCCAACAGCAUUCCUUGAGCCAUUCGAAUAUUCGACUUGGGUUAUUAUUCUAUGUGUUUCAAUCCAAGGCGCUGCACUUGCAAUUUUCAUUUUUGAAUGGGUUUCUCCAUAUUCAUUUAAUAUGCAACGAUACCCUCCACCCGAUCAUAAAUUUUCUCUUUGCCGUUCUUAUUGGCUUGUUUGGGCGACUCUCUUCAGCGCUAGUGUUUCAACAGAUGUACCCCGAUCAGCUGUUUCGCGUUGUAUGGCCCUUGUAUGGGCGGCUUUUGGUCUCACUUUUCUCGCUGUUUACACAGCAAAUCUUGCAGCUUUCAUGAUCACCCGAGUUCAAUAUUAUGAUUUGUCUGGUAUUCACGAUCCAAUGCUCAUAUAUCCCGAAGAUCAAAAACCACCAUUUCGAUUUGGCACUGUGGAUGGGGGAAAUACACACGAAACAAUGAAACGCAAUUGGCACAGAAUGAAUGAUUAUGUGGAAAGAAACAACUUUUUUGUGCAAAAUGUUUCAGCGGGUGUGGAGGCUGUGAGAAAUGACCAAUUGGAUGCUUUUAUUUAUGAUGCUGUCGUCAUCGAUUAUAUGGCUGGAAAAGAUCCGAAUUGUGAACUCACAAGGGUGGGUAAAUGGUCUAGUAUGACUGGCUAUGGGAUUGGUUUUCCGAAAAACUCUCCUUAUGUGCAAAUGGUGAAUCAAUGGAUGUUGCAGUAUCAACAAAAUGGAGAUUUGGAAAGGUUGCAAAAUUUUUGGCUAAAUGGCGCUUGCACUCGAGACGGACACACGCAAACACAAAGUGCACCACUUGGAGUCGAAAACUUCAUGUCGGCUUUUCUCAUGCUUGGCGGCGGAAUUAUCAUCGCUUUAAUCGUAUUGGGAUUUGAGCAUAUCUAUUGCCAUCAAUUGCGAACAACUCUGCAAAAGCUUGACCCUCGUGGAUGGUGUGGAAUUGUGAGUAUGGCAAUGGGGAAAUCGUUGACAUUACAAGAAGCAACAGAGCGAGUGAAAGAAUGGAGAUCUAGAGCUCAAUCCCUCGCUUCUACAGCUGCUCCCACUUCACCGCUCAGUCGACGGACAAUUCCAUCACAAAAAGCUCGAUCUCGUGGAGGUAGUGAAGCUUCGAUGAAUUCGAGACGUUGCCUCUCUCGAUCUCCUCUUUCAAAUCGGAAAUCUCAGUUCUUGAAUGUGGAAACAAUAUUU
Mesorhabditis belari is the source of this 2961-nucleotide messenger RNA. NCBI's taxonomy places the organism in Eukaryota, Metazoa, Nematoda, Chromadorea, Rhabditida, Rhabditidae. The record is from the annotation of a GenBank genome assembly.